Messenger RNA from Durusdinium trenchii, 1512 nucleotides. NCBI's taxonomy places the organism in Eukaryota, Dinophyceae, Suessiales, Symbiodiniaceae. The record is from the annotation of a GenBank genome assembly.
CACCGCUCAUACACAAGUCCAUCCUCUCAUGGCGUGGUGGUGUGGAAGUGCUGACCGGAGGUGGAGGAUCGCAGUGUUCGCCUGGCUCUUGACUUGUCAUCUCAGCGUACGUUUGCAGGUGAUCUCCGGCUUAGAACCGUUUGACACGCCUUCACCCACUAGAAAGGCUUGGCAAGUGAGUUCGCAAGGUAGGUUCAGCAAUACUCGAGGUAGGAAGAGCUAUGGGACUCUGCGAAAGACUGGCUAUCGCGAAGUUUACAUUGAUCGGAAGACAUUCCAAGCCCACCGCAUCGUUGCAGUUGAAUUCCUUGGACCUCCACCAAGCAAUACAGCACAGGUGCAUCAUAAGGAUGGGAACUGCAGCAACAAUCACAAAGACAACUUGGAGUGGGUCACGCCUUCUCAAAAUGUGCGCAUCUCCUUUGACAAUCCCUCAAGGGGCACUGCCGGACCUGCUACUUCAAAGCCGGUGAUUGUAAGAAAUUUAACGUCUCAGCAGCGCAGAUGCUUUUCUUCUGCCAAGGAGGCAUCAGAAAAGCUGGGCAUGAAUCACAGGACACUGAUGGCACGCUGUCAAAGGGAGACUCAGCUUGGGUGCUUGCAGUUCAAGUAUAUGAAGGCUGAGAAUCAGAUGCUGGAAGGGGAGAAGUGGAAACCAAUGAUACACCCCGGAUCAGGAAAACCUUUGCCAGGCAGAUUUGUGAGCUCCCUGGGUCGCAUCAAGAGGAAAGAUGGACGAAUCUCCAAGGGACACCGAAGGAGAGAUGGAUACUGCUAUUUUCAGCCGUUUCAUGACUGCACCAUCCGUGUUCACCGUUUGGUGGCGCGCGCAUUCCUGGGGCCACCUCCAAGUCCAGAGCACGAGGUGAACCACAAGGACCUUGACCGGGGCAACAAUGCCGUGGAUAACCUGGAGUAUGUUACCCAUAGUGAGAACCUGGCACACUGCUUCAAAAGCAUGAAGGGCCCACAUCCACUGUCAGUCCCAAUUGAAAGCCGAGCUCAUGGGAGCAGUGAGGAGUGGAGGACCCAUGCUUCCAUUAGAUUUGCGGCCCGGGACUUGGGAUUGCACGCAGCAGCGGUUCAGAUGUGUGUUCGAGGCAAGCGCAGACAGACAGGUGGCUACGAGUUCCGCGUUGCAGAGACAGAAGAGGUGAUGGUGGACACACUCCCGGGGGAGGAGUGGCGGGACAUAAAUGUGACAGGGAACAUUGCCAUCCACCUCAUCCGCUCUAGCGUGGCCUGAGCUUGCGGAGCUCAACUGCACAACCUGGCGGAAAUCCAGAUGGACGAGAUGAGAGCAUCUGCUUGAGCACAACUUUUGCCGCUGCAAAUUUGAUCAUCAGCUGGGAACAUUGGAAAGCCUGUUUGAGGGCAGUUUAAGUCCACGCCAGAAUCAUUUUGUGUACAGAUUGUACAGUAGUCUGUUGCGCUUUGUAUUUUUAUCUUAGAUUCUCUUGGAUGCCUCUAUGUCAGGAACUCGUCCAUAAUGAGCAUGGUGCGGUCUGCGGA